Topomyia yanbarensis is the source of this 1444-nucleotide messenger RNA. RefSeq names its product trypsin beta-like. The record is from RefSeq and is a predicted model, not a curated record. Gene Ontology annotation, molecular function: serine-type endopeptidase activity. Bases 213 to 1292 code for a protein of 359 amino acids. NCBI's taxonomy places the organism in Eukaryota, Metazoa, Arthropoda, Insecta, Diptera, Culicidae. Gene Ontology annotation, biological process: proteolysis. The transcript has 3 exons.
GAUAUAUUAUCGUCCGCUCGUCGCAAUAUCUACAUUCGAGACUUGAACCGCUUAUCGAAGAUGUAACGAAUAGUAGGUCUAUUUUUAAAACGACAGAAUAUCUUAUCAGUGCAUCAGUGACCAGAUAAGACCUACCACAGCGGCUAUCGAUUCCGCCGUCAGUGAAUCAGUUGCGUGCGGCCAACAUUUCGAGGUGCAGUGAAAGUAGUCAAAUGGAGCUACUGGAAAUUUGUCUGCUGCUAAUUACAAUCGGUUCCAUUUCAGCUCACCUGACCAAUGGAACAUUUCACAAUGGGACCUACCAUAAUGGAACUCUGCAGCAUCCGUUCCUAAAUAACACAAACAUUACGCUUCCUGUCCCGCUUAGUACUGGUAGUUACCUUCCUCCAUUGGUAACGGUCCCGCCGCAGUCCCGCCCUUCCGUUAUUCCACUGUACAAACAUCCGCACUAUGAUGAAAGUGGGACCGCUCUGUGGUUCCCUCGAAUUGUCGGUGGAACACCGGCUACCUUCGGCGAAUUCCCGUCGAAAGUUUCCAUACAAUUGGUACAAAACUCAGCGCACUUCUGCGGCGGUACCUUGCUCACUAUGAAGCACGUGUUGACAGCGGCACAUUGCGUGACCAACGACGAAGGCAUUCCGUGGAGUCCUUCUAGGAUUCAAGCUAUGGCCGACGACCUUAACGUUCUACCCAAAAUGGCCAGUUCAAGUCGUCAAAUACGACAGGUCAAACAGCUCGUAAUCCACGACAAAUAUCGUCCGUCAACGCUGGAAAAUGAUAUCGCCGUUGCGAGGCUGGUUAGCGAAUUCACCAAAACCAACUCGCUUUAUCCGUCCAAACGAGUUUCCAGCGUCCCGGCAGCUGGCGAGCUUUGCGUCUUGGCUGGCUGGGGAGUUACAGCGGAACACUCACAAACGGUUAGUCCAACUCUGCAGAGAGUCAAUCUAGCGGUGGUCGACUUCGAUCGCUGUAAUCUCGCCUAUCAGGGAUCCCUAACGAGGGGUAUGAUGUGUGCCGGUGCACCCGGUAGAGAUGCUUGUCAGGGUGAUUCGGGCGGGGCUCUGAUGUGCCAGAAUCGGGUAGCCGGUGUGGUGAGCUUUGGUGCUGGCUGUGCGCAUCCGGAUUUCCCCGGGGUUUACAUGGAUGUGGCGCACUUUGAGAAGUGGAUCGGGAAGGCUCUGAGCGGCGGGGUCGGGCGAUUGGCUGUACUUAACGGUUGGAGUGCACUUGUUUUUGUGGUUGUUUGGAUAAAGAUGCUGACGCGUGAGUGUCUUUUUCGCGACUGGUGUUGAAAGUGUGAUAACAAAAUUAUAUCAGGUUUGUUACAUCAUUUUAUUUUAAUCUUGGCUUCAUAAAAAGAAAAUUCUGGUUGAUAAUGUAAUCAUCGCUGACUAAGCAACUAAGGACAUAUACAACACACUCGAAUAAUAAAUUAGAAUGAUAA